AUGUCAGGGCGUGGGAAGCAGGGAGGCAAGGCUCGUGCCAAGGCUAGAUCGCGGUCAUUUAGAGCCCAGCUUCAGUUCCCAGUUGGUCGAAUCCACCGCCUGCUACGCAAAGGCAACUAUGCCGAGCGCAUCGGGGCUGGUGCACCCGUGUACCUGGCGGCCGUGCUGGAGUACUUGACUGCUGAGAUUCUGGAGUUGGCUGGAAACGCAUCUCGUGACAACAAGAAGACGCGCAUCAUCCCGCGGCACCUGCAGUUGGCCAUCCGCAACGACGAGGAGCUCAACAGGCUUUUGGGCGGUGUGACCAUUGCGCAGGGUGGGGUCCUGCCCAAUAUCCAGCCUGUGUUGUUGCCCAAAAAGACGGAGAACCACCACAAGAGCAAGGGCAAGUAA
This is a messenger RNA of Phyllostomus hastatus (greater spear-nosed bat), 393 nucleotides long. RefSeq names its product histone H2A type 1. Gene Ontology annotation, cellular component: nucleosome. The transcript has a single exon. NCBI's taxonomy places the organism in Eukaryota, Metazoa, Chordata, Mammalia, Chiroptera, Phyllostomidae. Gene Ontology annotation, molecular function: DNA binding; structural constituent of chromatin; protein heterodimerization activity. The coding region runs from base 1 to 393 and encodes 130 amino acids. The record is from RefSeq and is a predicted model, not a curated record.